UCUGCAUAUAUUGUCAUUUUUCAUCAUGCGCCAAACACAAAAAUAAGAUGGAAGGGAGUUCGAGCGAGUUCAGUCAUUCAGAGGUCUUAUUUACGAAAGAGAAUGGCGCACCACUGAAUUUUUAUAUGAGGCCAUGUGAGCAAAGAGUUGAGCUAAGACGCUUGAUAGAGUAUGGUGGUGGAGCUGUAACUUCCAAAAUUCAACCGGACACCAUCAGGUUAUACUUAACUACAGAUAUUUGCUUUAGUGAUGAAUGCUACGACUCAAGAUACAUUAGAGAUUGUAUCAAACAGGGAUGUCUAUUGGAUUUGAAGGACUAUAAAAUGAAGAAUUCUAGCGAAAAAGAUAAAACACUCACACAUCGCAUUCAAAAGAGAAGGAAAGUGUAAGUUUUAAGUUUUAUUUUUAAUUUCAUUAUUACUUUCUAUAAUAUUUUUAAUUAUGACUCAAU
Anneissia japonica is the source of this 451-nucleotide messenger RNA. Its product is annotated as telomeric repeat-binding factor 2-interacting protein 1-like. Gene Ontology annotation, molecular function: telomeric repeat DNA binding. The transcript has 4 exons. Gene Ontology annotation, cellular component: shelterin complex. NCBI's taxonomy places the organism in Eukaryota, Metazoa, Echinodermata, Crinoidea, Comatulida, Comatulidae. The coding region runs from base 48 to 389 and encodes 113 amino acids. Gene Ontology annotation, biological process: telomere maintenance via telomere lengthening; regulation of DNA-templated transcription. The record is from RefSeq and is a predicted model, not a curated record.